Pristis pectinata (smalltooth sawfish) is the source of this 2279-nucleotide messenger RNA. RefSeq names its product armadillo repeat containing 7 (gene armc7). The record is from RefSeq and is a predicted model, not a curated record. Gene Ontology annotation, molecular function: protein binding. The coding region runs from base 88 to 672 and encodes 194 amino acids. The transcript is spliced from 4 exons. Lineage: Eukaryota; Metazoa; Chordata; Chondrichthyes; Rhinopristiformes; Pristidae.
AAGCGAGAGGACGUGCAGCGAGUCUGGUGUUGGAGGCGCGUCCAUUCGGUGAGUGGUCAGUGUUGGGCUGAAUGGAGUCCAAUUGAAAUGGCCACCUCUAGUCGGUAUGUACAAAGUAAAUCCCAGGGGCAAGAUCGGUUUGAUUACCUCCAAGCCCUUGUUACUGAAUUUCAAGAUACUGACAGUCAAGAGUCAAAGGAGCAAGUUCUGGCAAACCUGGCUAAUUUUGCUUAUGAUCCCAGUAACUAUCAGUAUCUUCGACAGCUGCAAGUCAUUGACCUUUUCCUAGACAUGCUCACAGAAGAAAAUGAAAGAUUUGUAGAAUUUGGAAUAGGUGGUCUCUGUAACUUGUGCCUUGACAAACAGAACAAGGAAUAUAUUUUACAGAACAAUGGAGUUCAGGGAGUGCUGGACUGCUUAUCCAGCUCUAAUGAGGACACUGUGCUAUCUGCAAUUACCACUUUAAUGUACUUGGUGACUCCUUUGUCCCGAGAAGAAAUAACAGCAAUGCCGGUUAUUCAGUGUAUGCUACGAUUUUCUCUGAGCAAAAACAAACGUCUAAGUAAUUUAGCAACCCUGUUUCUAGAAGACAUCUGCUCCUCAGAAGAAGUAGAAAAGGCCAGAAAUCUGCAAAAUCACACGGCUUUAGGAAUACCACUUCCAAAAGAAUAGGCUCAGAAAAUUCUGAUGCUUCUGGGAAGGAGCAUAUGGACUCGUCACAGUGUGAAGCAAUGUCAUCACAAAAAUUGCACAUGGAUUCCGUGUUCCAUCUGAAUUGUUCAGUAUCUCAAUAGUUUACGGUAUAAUGUCCCAUUAUGGGUGCCAUACUGUUAAAAUUUAAAUUGAGAGUCUUGUUCCUUUUGCAAAGAUUCCAUAACAUUACUUUGAAGAAGGGCAGGAGCGUUUUCUCCGGUGCCCUGGCCAAUAUUUAUUCCUUAGUCAUCUUUUACUAAAAAUUAUUAUAUUGUGAUUUGCAGAAGUUUGUUGUUUAUAAAUUGGCUGUCACAUUUUCUACAUUUUUAACAGUGACAGUACUUCAGAAGUACAUCAUUGUCUGCCUGAUUUGGGAUCUCUGAAAAGAGUUUGAAAGGUGAUUCAAAGUCCUGUAUUACAAUAAGAAUGCUCCAUUAUCUUUUAUUGUGGGUUGCAAUUUAUUUUCAAUCCCCAUCCUCCACGUGAUGAUGAUGUUGCUGAAGAACCUGUUGCAUGAGUUGGCAUAUUUAAGCUGACAGUGAAUGCGAUAUUGCUGGAGGUGUCAUCUUUCAGCUGAGAUAUUAAAACUUGAUCCUGUUCAGAUAAUUAAACAUUUCUCCCAGUGUCUUAUUCAAUCACUGUCUCAACAAAGAAUGUACACAAAAAAAAGGUUUAAUUGGUCAUUCAUGACCUUGCUGUUUUUGGCUCAGAUGCUUCUCCAUUUGUUAUAUUCAAACUGUUAUACUCCAUAAGUAACUCACUAUGGGAUACUGACAUAUCAGUAGUACUAGGCGAGUACAAGUUGUGCUAAAGAUGAAUAAAACAAAUAGUUCCUAUUGUGGUAUGUUGAAGUUGGUGUUACAAUCUUGUCACAAGUUUGAACUGCAAAUGAUCAGUCAAAUAUGUCAAGGACAGUACCAGAUAAAAAUAGUAAGAUUUGCAAAGUUGUAUGUUUUUUAUAUGUAACUAAUGAUGGCAUUAUGCAGCUGCCUUUGGUCUUCCUCGGUGGCAGGGUUUACAGUUGCUAUCCCAUUGUUUGGAAAGCCUGAUGGUUCGGCAUCUGGUUCACUUAGGCCCCAUUCCCAUGCUCCCUUUAAACACACUAAUGCCCUGUCUCCACAUUUCCUUUGAACUCACCAGGUUUUGUUUCCUGUGCUCCCUUUAAACUCACCGGUUCUCUGAUUUAUUACUGUGUAACAAAUAUUUUUUAAAAUGAAUUUGUAUAUUUAUAGGAGUAAUAACCGACAGUCUAAAACAAAAUCUGCCAGUCCAGUAGCACCAAAGCUUCGAGGGUGCUGAAUAUUUCUGAGUCCAGUGGGAUGGUGAUGGGUUUGGAGCUCCUUCCGCUUCUAAACCGCUGGGGGCUGCUGUUUUAGCAGAAAGUGAUAUGGACACCGCUGUCCUUUGACUGCAGCAGAGGGUUUGAAAGGUGUUUCAAAGUCCUUUAUCACAAUAAGAAUACUCCAUUGUCUUUUAUUGAUUGACCACAGUUUAUUUUCGAUCCCCAUCCAUCACAUGGUGGUGAUGAUGAUGAUGGUGAGCAAAAUGUGACCGUCCGAGUUGUUGGAGCCGAGCCAGCGGUGCCC